Messenger RNA from Microthlaspi erraticum, 708 nucleotides. Lineage: Eukaryota; Viridiplantae; Streptophyta; Magnoliopsida; Brassicales; Brassicaceae. The record is from the annotation of a GenBank genome assembly.
AUGGACACUAACUCUCUUCACCAACUCGUUUCUCCGAAGAUCGAAAACCAGUAUGAUCCAGAUUCCUUGUAUGAAAUGCUCGAAAAGUUGCCUCCGCUAGAGAGCCUGCUCGAUACCGAUGAUGAUCUGAAACCAAACGAGGGUUUGCAUUUUCAGUUUCAGUAUAAUGGCUUUGAAGAUUUCUUCGAAAACAUCGAAGUGAAUAACACAUUUUCAUCUGAUAUUCUUAUGCUGACUCAAAACCCCUACUUGUCGAGUGAAUCCUUUUCACCAGUGGCUGUCCAAAACAGCGAUUGUCUCAGUUCCAACGAGACAUGUGAAAAGAGAACUCUUAAGAGGAAGAGGCACGUCAAGGCAAAGAGACAGAACCAACUGGAGUUGUCUGAGAUCAGGAAGUUUUUCGAUCGGCCGAUCAUGAAAGCGGCUAAAGAACUCAACGUUGGACUUACUGUGUUGAAGAAGCGUUGCAGAGAACUUGGGAUUUACCGGUGGCCUCACCGGAAGCUCAAGAGUCUUAACUCUCUCAUUAACAAUCUCAAGGGUGUUGGGAUGGAAGAAGAAGUGAAGAAUUUGGAGGAACAUAGGGUCCUUAUAGAGCAAGAACCUGAUGCUGAGCUAACUGAUGGAACGAAGAAGUUGAGGCAAGCAUGUUUCAAAGCUAAUUACAAGAGAAGGAAGUCACUUGCCAAUGACGACGAUUACAUUUGA